UUCCAGACAGACACGUUCGUAUUCCAUUCCAGACAGACAGUCACCGUUUCUUUCUCGUUCUUUCCAGUUUGUCUUUCGGUCGUUGAGUGAUCCCAACAGCCUCACAAAACCUUCAACUUUGCAACACGAUCAUUCUACAAAUCAUCGAUUCUAUCUAGAAAAUAUAUUGUGCAUUGGAAGCUGUUUCGGAUUCUGGUUGAAGGAUUGAAGUGGGAUUGUUUGUGAGUAGAGGAGGAUGGCUUGUAGGGGUUGUUGGGAAUGUGUUUUGAAGCUUUUGAACACCUUACUGACCAUUACUGGUCUAGCAAUGGUGGGAUAUGGGAUUUAUCUCCUGGUUCAAUUUGGUAAAGCUCCGGAUAACUAUUUGACCGUUGAUACUGGCAGUGCUGAUCAAACUUAUGUUCUACUUAGCCGACCGAUGCUUAUGGCGUUGCCUCUUUCCAACAACUUUUUUGAUGAUUUGCCCAAGGCCUGGUUUAUUUACUUAUUCAUUGGAGUUGGGGCAGUUCUCUUUGUUAUUUCUUGUUUUGGUUGUAUUGCAUCUGUGACACGGAAUGGAUGCUGCCUGAGCUGUUAUUCGGUUUUGGUGGUUUUGCUGAUCUUAGUAGAGCUUGGAUGUGCAGCCUUUAUAUUUUUCGACAAAAACUGGAAAGAGGAAAUUCCAAGGGACAAAACUGGAAAUUUUAAUAUGCUAUAUGAUUUUCUGAGAGAGAAUUGGACUAUUGUGAAAUGGGUUGCGCUUGGAAUUGUUAUCUUUGAGGCUCUUCUUUUCAUCUUAGCCCUUAUUGUCCGGGCUGCCAAUAGGCCAGCAGAUUACGAUAGUGACGAAGAGUUCAUUAAUCCAAGGCAGCAAGCCCGCCAGCCUUUGCUGAAUAAUAGACCAGCAGGCCCUGCACCAGGUGUACCAGUUACUGGCACAGUUGACCCACGUUCCAACAGAAAUGAUGCAUGGAGUGCAAGGAUGAGGGAGAAGUAUGGUCUGGAUACAUCAGAAUUCACAUACAACCCGUCUGAGUCACAUAGGUUCCAGCAAGUAAACGCACAACCAACUGAAGAGAGGAGCCGUUGUACCAUAAUGUGAUCACUCCAAAGUCUGAAGAUUGUUAUUGUUGUGGGCAAUGGAGUUGAAGCUAGAAGUUUGUGAGAAAAACAAGUGUUGAUUAAUUCUGUAUAUGAAUCCUAAUAUACUGGUUCUCCAUCACUUUUUUCUUCUCUAUGACAUAAAACAUAUCAUUUUGUUGUGUAUAACAUUUUCUUGAGUGAGAAACCAGCAUCAUAGUUAAGGGAGUAAACUACGUUAUUCAUAAUGUCUGUAUUUUAGGGUGAUCACCCUUAGUUUGAGUCAAAUGUAUUUCUGUGAGGCUACUUCCACACCAGUUAAAAUACAUCACCUGCAUUAUGGUGUUUAUUUUUGUGUGCUAAAGUCUCUACUAGCCAUUUCUGUUAGUGUGUGACAUGUAACAUGUAAUACUCUAUUUUAGAUUUUCUCCUGUAACUUGUGCUAGUGAAUGGUUAACGCCUAACUGCUAGUGUUUGAAAUGGUAAACUGUUGUAUAUACA
Messenger RNA from Vicia villosa (hairy vetch), 1560 nucleotides. Its product is annotated as tobamovirus multiplication protein 2A-like. The record is from RefSeq and is a predicted model, not a curated record. Bases 236 to 1081 code for a protein of 281 amino acids. Gene Ontology annotation, cellular component: membrane. The transcript has 7 exons. Lineage: Eukaryota; Viridiplantae; Streptophyta; Magnoliopsida; Fabales; Fabaceae.